AUUUGAAUUUGUGGAAUGACAAUAUGAAAAAUAGAAUUAUUGCGGAUAAUGGAAGCAUACAGAAAAUCCAGGGAAUUCCUGACGAAUUAAAAGCAUUAUUUAAAACGACAUGGGAAUUAUCACAAAGAGUUAUCAUUGAUAUGGCAGCUGAUCGUGGUGCUUUCAUUGAUCAAUCUCAAAGUUUAAAUAUUCAUAUUGCCGAACCAACUAUUGCUAAACUAACAAGCAUGCACUUUUAUGGAUGGAAGAAAGGAUUAAAAACUGGAAUGUAUUACCUUAGAACAAAGCCAGCUGCUGAUGCAAUUAAGUUCACUGUUGAUCAAACAGCAUUAAAAGAAUCAAAAGCAGCUGAUGAAGAAUAUAAAAACAGUGAUGACAAAUUACUAGCUUCAAAUCUAAUUUCUUGUUCACUCAAUAAUCAAGAAAAUUGUUUGGCUUGUAGCGGCUAA
Messenger RNA from Entrophospora candida, 449 nucleotides. Lineage: Eukaryota; Fungi; Glomeromycota; Glomeromycetes; Entrophosporales; Entrophosporaceae. The record is from the annotation of a GenBank genome assembly.